GCGUAUUAGCACUUUUUUUUACUUAACUUUUUUAGGUAAAUACUAUUUUUGAGCAGCGCCUCUCCAUCGCACGUAUGUAUUCAGAUUUAAAUGUGUCACUCUGAGGCAGCGGUUCAGCAGGUUCUGCAGUUAUUGUUGGAAUAAAAAUUGGUUUGGUUGCGUCGUUUAGCUCUUGUUCCGCUUUCUUACUCUAUACACCGCCUCGCCUUCAAAUGAUUUGCAUUUUUUAACUGACUUUCAGCUUUUCCACGGAAUGACGUUUAAAGAAAUGAGAACCUACAGACUAUAUCUCCUUAUUGUGAACAUUAUAUUCAUCACAUCAUUUCCAGAUCUGCAGGCACAAAAACUGGAGGUACUGCCAGAAGUUCCAGGAUACCUGGGCCAUGAAGUCGUUUUAAGAUGCAGGUUCAUCACAAGCUCUAAAGAUUCCAUAGUUUCACAGGUUCAGUGGGAUAUAAAGUCAGAGAGCGAAAACUCCACAAUUCUGGUUUUCAACUCAGAUCAUGGAAUGACUAUUCGAGAAUCUUCCCUGAAGGACAGAGUGAAUCUUACAGAACACUCACUGAAAAUAACAGAUUUGAAAUUGACUGAUACAGGCUCCUACACCUGCAGCAUUUCUGUUUAUCCCAGUGGAUCAUUCAAAAAAUCCACUACACUUAUUGUUUAUGAUGAGCCUGUCCCUGAACAAAAGCAGGUGCAGACAUCCCCAGGGAUACUCUCUGCAAUCAUUAUCUCAGUCUUACUUCUUCUAGUGAUCCUCACCGCCGCAGCUUACCUUACCUAUAUCAAAAGACAAAAUGCGGCACGCAGGCUUCAAGUCCACAUUGAUACAUCGAGGCGUUUAGCCAGUGUGACCAGACCAUCUUAUAUUUUUAAGGAGCAGGAUGAAGUGGUGUAUGCGGAUGUGACGCCUAAACGAAUGAGAGAAUCAGAAUCCUCACUUAAUAAGAAAUCCCACACCGCUGCUCAGGCUGAAGAGGUCACUUAUUCUGAGGUCAAGGUUUAUCAUCAAAGACCUAACUUAGAAACAAUGUUUAGUCUUUGAUUUUUUGCAAAAAGAGAAAAAUAAAUACUGUACCAGUAAUACUUUCAUAAAAAUAUCUUAUCUCCACCUUUAUUAACUGUCCACAUCCUGUAGCUGUUCUGCAGUCUUUCUGCACCUUAUCUCUAGCUAAAUGAUAAUAUCAUCAUGUCUGCAUUUACCAAGCUUGUUGUUGCUUCCUGCAAACAUACCGUACUAUAGUUACGUAUAUAUUGAAAUGAACCUGUGGGUAAGAAGACUCACCCCUAUACAGGAAUGUCAACCUUCACCUGUUGGGUAUGAGACUCAUGCAUCUCAGUGUCUUCACACACUCUCACUCCAUAUUCCCAAUUUUUUACGCUUUAAAAUUACAGACAUUUAAAAUCAACUUCAUUCCACUUAUUUAUACAUAAAAAUAGCAUGGUUAUGAGAAUCCAGUCCGCAUUUUUAAUACACCCUUAGUGUUAACACACAAGGACAUGCCAAGUGUAAUCCAGUCCUUAUUUUUGCACUAAUCCACCUAUUCACUGAAAGCAGCUUAGACUGGGAUUUCUGAGAAGUUAUUUUGAGGUAUGUCAUUUUAAUUUUUAUCUUAUCUCACCUGGACUAAGUUAAUUUUCUUAUUAAAUUAUUGGAGAUUUCAAGCAAUCUAGUACUUAAGUAAAUAUGAGUUAAAUAUAAAGCAGUUCGCAAUCAAUGUUUAGAUAUGUAGGAUCACAUUAAAUGGUUUAUUUGCUCUUUACCUAGUGCUUUUUUUUAAUUCCCAGUUUUAGUCCAUGUUUUUCUCACAAGUAAAAUAAUUAUUGCUCAGUCUAGUGUAAUAAUCUCCCAUUGGAAUUUAGGACUAAUUAAACCAACGCAAAUAUCUAAAUACUUAAAGCUUUCAGGUUUGCGUCAACAAUCCAUAUGAGGUUCACAAAAAGAGAAAGAACCAUUGCAUUUUAUUUUUCAAAAGAUCAGCCAUCCAAGAAAAGACCUGCCUCAUACAGAGAGGAUGGUCAGAACAACUCAGUUUUCCAGGAUUCACAGAGGAGGAACCACAGGGAUGCUCUCAUUUUAUUAUUACUUAUCUUAUUCAUUUUGCCUUAUUUUGGUCCAUUGAACAUGCUUAAAAACAUAAUUUCCAUCACAUUUUCCAAUAAAAAAAAACUAAUAACAUAAUGAGUGAAGCUUUUUUAUCCUUCGCAUAUUGACAAAUAUUCAUACACAGUGUAGUUUGCACAGGAUUUGAUUUCAGUGGUUUCUGUAUUAGGGACAAUCAAUCCAGUAAUAACUUAUUAGUUUCCCAUUGUUUAUUUUACUUGAACUGUUCAAUAUAAUUAAUAAACAAGUUGUAAAAUCCUUAGUUUACAGUAUAAUUAAGAUGCAACUAUUUUAGUAGGGUCCACUCUUCUUCAGUCUACUUCAGUUCUCUGAAAAUCACCAGAAUAUAGAAAAUAAUGUAUAUUGUGAGAAAAAUGUUCCACAUUACUACAGAUCACUUAUUGUUACUCGGUUACAUUUACUGUCCUAUCAAAAAUUCCCCAUGUUGACACUUUGUUUCAGUUAAAUCUUUUGAAAACCUACAACCUAUAGCUGCAUCUAUGUAUCUUUCCAAACUAUUUCAACAUCUCACUCCGAGGUUUGGUGAAAAGUUUAGCUCCCAGCUAUAUCAUAUAAACCAUGCCCUUUUGUGAUCAUGCAACCUUAUCUUCAGGUGGAAAUUCCUGUUUCAGCCAGACUGAAAAGGGAGAUAGUACAUGUGAAAAGUGCUUAGAUGUUUCAUUUUUACCUUUAUUUCUUGUCAAAGGGAUUUUUAUUUUGUUGCAUUUGAUGUGUAAUGAAUGUUACAUAUAUUUUCAUGUAUUGUCUUUCACAGUAUAAAACCACCUAAACACUAUUGCGAACAUUCGUGUUCUUAGCUACACUGAAUCAUUGGUUUAACUUACCUCUACCUAAUCCAAUAUACAUGUAAUUGUCAGUUACAUCAUCUCAGGAAUGUGUUGUAGUAGUAAAAAUUUGGGCUCAAACUUCUUGAAAGAGAUAGGAAAAUGCAUCUCUGAUAUAAAGGACGGAAAAUCUAUUAUAGCCGUGUAGAAGGAGCGAAACAUUGAUAGAUCCACUCUGUAAAAGUUAAUUAAAGUUACCCUAAAGAAGUGCAGUAAGUUGGAAUUGAUGUUUGCACAACAGUAUUUCUGUUCUUAACAACUGGAACAUUCAUUCAAACAGGUGGAUUGUUAAUAACAUCACAUUUUCCAGUUAAAAAAAAAGUUCAUAUAAAGGAUUGUUUUGAAAUUUUGAUUGUUUGAAAUGUUUCCACAUAACUACAGAUCACUUAUUGUUAUCCAGUAACAUUUACAGUGCUAUAGAAAUUCCACAUUUUGCCACGUUGUUUCAAUUAAAUCCUCUGAGAUCUGCA
Cyprinodon tularosa is the source of this 3419-nucleotide messenger RNA. Its product is annotated as myelin protein zero-like protein 3. Lineage: Eukaryota; Metazoa; Chordata; Actinopteri; Cyprinodontiformes; Cyprinodontidae. Bases 254 to 1045 code for a protein of 263 amino acids. The record is from RefSeq and is a predicted model, not a curated record. The transcript has 7 exons.